Molecule: messenger RNA, 5502 nt
Organism: Bursaphelenchus xylophilus (pine wood nematode)
Lineage: Eukaryota; Metazoa; Nematoda; Chromadorea; Rhabditida; Aphelenchoididae
Source: the annotation of a GenBank genome assembly
AUGCUUCUAGAUAUUCAAGGCCUUCGAUGUGUGGCCGUUAUUUCUGUUGUGCUUUUCCAUCUAUGGCCAAGGUACCUUUCCGCCGGAUAUCUUGGGGUCGACAUGUAAGUUUUUGAAGAGGGCAGUAAACUGAAGAGGGCACCUCGAAGAAAAAGUGAUAUGGUGAAGGGGGACCAAGGCGCAUAUCUUACAAGGAAAGUACCUCUAUAGGGAAUGGAGUUACAGAUCAAAGAUAUAUCAAAAAAAAAUGUAAAAUUUUUCUGAUUCAGAAUAUGUAAAAAUUAGCUGUCUAAUUUUGAUUUGUAAGGGCGAAAAAAUCCUCAGAACUUUUCUCGCAACACCACAUAAAUGCCCUUUUCUAUAUUGGGACUAUUAAUUAAGGUGUAGUAUUAAUCAAGUUUGAUAUUUCAAGGCUUGCCAAGAUGCCAGGGUCCACUUUAGCUCAAAACAAAGCUUUUGAUUUGGUAAAAACUUGAUCAAAAUAUGUAUAUAAACUUUACGCUUUUCCAGAGUUUUGUUUUAUACAAAAUGCUCCCUGGCCCCCCAUUAGUUUACCAUAUCUUCAUUCCCCAUCGAAAUGCUCUCUCCGUCGAGGUGUCCUCAUCGCUAAGGUGUCCUCUGCCCUUUUCCCUCAGGUGCCCUUUUCGCCAAUAUACCCUGUUCGAAUCCAACAGCACAUUUAAAAAUUUCGCAUCUACCUUUCAGAUUCUUCGUCAUCUCCGGCUACCUCAUGCAUCAUAUCCUCAGCUCCAAAUCCUUUGAUUUCGCAGCUGUUUACACCUUUUACUUCCGUCGAGUCGGUCGAAUUGUUCCAGAAUACCUUCUCAUCUUACUGCUGACGAUGCUAGCUGUUGUCCUCACAUAUUCUGCUUCCGAGUUAAAGACAGUGAUGCAUGAGCUGUUGGCGGCUGCAACGUUUACCUCGAACACAUUCGCCCUGCCAAAAACGGGCUAUUUUGACGUGAAUAACGAAUACCCGCCGUUUCUGCACACAUGGUCGUUGGCGGCGGAGCUCCAGUUUUACUUGAUUGUGCCGUUUAUUUUCUACAUGUAUCGGAAGUUUGGUGAUGUUCAUGAGUGGAUUGGGACGGUAUUUGUCUUGGUUAUGGCGGCAGUCAGUGUGACGUUUCAAGUGCUGACCAGCUAUGGUAAGAUGCAACGGGUUAGAGGAUUGUCUACAAAGCCUUUUUUUGAUCAUCCUGUCGGGAAAAUAAUGUGGAUUUGUCGCAGCAAAAUGUCUCACCGAACCAAAUGUUCAGCCGCAGUUCGCCGUCACAAAGCGAUGCUGGGCAAUUUCAAGGCGCAACAAAUCCACAUUAUUUUCCCGACAGACCACUAUACUGGUUGACAAAAUUUUCUUUCCACCUCGUAUCUCUGGAACGGCUGGGCCUAGAACCUCCAAAUUCGGCAUAGAAACAUCCUAGGACAAUGGAACACCAUGCCCAAAAAAUCAUAUCAUUUGAUGCACUUUCAAUGCACUUUUUAUGCAAAAGGCAAAAAACCGGAUGACAAAAUUUUCUUUCCACCUUAGAAAAAACGUUUGUAACGCAUAAGCCAGAGGGUGUUAGGGCAUGAUUGUGGUAUCGUUGUGAUUGCGAAGAACUGCUCUCUCGAUUGGUGUCACAACUUUACAGGGGUUUUCGUUUCUUCGCCCUUGGGCGUCGGCUCAUCAUUGCCUUGUCCAUUUUCUGCCAAAUUCAUGGCCAGAGGAGCUCGCAUAAAGUAUAAGGAGAUGAAAAUGCUCUUAAAAAAUUUAGCAUUCAUGGUUGCAACAUUGUUUACUCCGGCAGUAGAAUUAGAUUUAAUUUAAGUGCGCUUCAGGGGAAAAUGCGCGCUUCCAGGGUUCUCGUUACCAAAAAAUUAAGUUAUUAUGGGAACACUGCAGAUAAUUCAAGUAACUUUUCCUGCUUAUAUAUUUUCUAUGAAACUACAGACUUAAAAAAUAGUGACGAUUUUAGUCUCUGAUGUCGCGCUUAGGUGUGAGCAGAAGAAAGGUUCCACAUGUCCCAUGUGCAAAAUUUGCAACUCUAAGCUUUCUGCGCAAGCUAUUCGUCGUGGAAAAAAACGUUGAAGGCCUAUCAAUGUCAAUGUAUUGAAGUAGUCUGAAAGCCAAAAGUCCCAAUAUACCAAGCUUAAGUAAUGCCAAUGCCUAGUGCACCAACCUGCGGUACUGGAGACGACAUAGACCAGAGGGGGGUAAGAUAAGCUGGUAAACUUCAACACAUGCUGUCGUAUAAGCCCUAAAAUACGCCGUAUGUAUAGCAAAUGGAUGUAAUUUGGACGUUUCCAUUCUGUACAGAAGUGAUUCUUCGGGUUUGCGGGCCCUGGUAGGGCGCAUUUUUCCCUGCAGCGCACUUAAAUGAAAUCUAAUUCUACUGCCGGAGUAAACAAUGUUGCAACCAUGAAUGCUAAAUUUUUUAAGAGCAUUUUCAUCUCCUUAUACUUUAUGCGAGCUCCUCUGGCCAUGAAUUUGGCAGAAAAUGGACAAGGCAAUGAUGAGCCGACGCCCAAGGGCGAAGAAACGAAAACCCCAGUAAAGUUGUGACACCAAUCGAGAGAUCAGUUCUUCGCAAUCACAACGAUACCACAAUCAUGCCUUAACACCCUCUGGCUUAUGCGUUACAAACGUUUUUUCUAAGGUGGAAAGAAAAUUUUGUCAUCCGGUUUUUUGCCUUUUGCAUAAAAAGUGCAUUGAAAGUGCAUCAAAUGAUAUGAUUUUUUGGGCAUGGUGUUCCAUUGUCCUAGGAUGUUUCUAUGCCGAAUUUGGAGGUUCUAGGCCCAGCCGUUCCAGAGAUACGAGGUGGAAAGAAAAUUUUGUCAACCAGUAUAUGUACAUUUUUGUUCCGAUCUUAAACUGUACGCCCCGACUAUGCAUUGCGGUCAUUCUCCAUCUCUAACUACUGCUUCUUGCAUGCGACAUUUAGAUUCAUUGCAAUUUUAGACCCCAAUCUUUCUUACAUGAGCUUGCCUUCGAGAAUCUGGCAAUUUAUGAUUGGAUUUCUCGUCAACUCGUUGCAUAUGGCUGCAGACAAAAAAUUAACUGGCUAUGACAAUCUAACAUCAGUGAUCCAGCCAGAGGACAGCGUCAGCAAAGAGCCUAUUUUCGCUGCAACCACCGUUACAAACGAAGCAGUUGAACUGCCAAAGACCGAGAGCCAAAUUGCAAGACAAUUAGCCCACCUGAACGUAAAAAAUCUCAUUGCGAUUCUGUUUUUAAUCCAACUCUCCGUGCCGAUCACAGGCUACGAGGCGGUCAACCGAAUAGCCUGCACACUCACCGCGGCCGCAUUUAUUUAUGUAAGGCACAACAGUUUCUUGGAAAAUGAAUGGAUGGUUUAUAUGGGCGGGAUCUCGUAUUCCGUUUACCUGAUUCACUGGCCGAUCAUCACGCUGUAUAACUACAAAAACGUCAGCCGCGAAAACGCGAUGACAUUUGCGGGUAAGAUUUCGAAAAAAACUCAAAUGAUCGAUUCCAGUCUGUCGGGAAAAUAAUGAGCACACUGUGGCUGCACCGCUCGCGCCGCUAGAAUGAAAAGUAACUUGGGUUUGCCCCCGAAGACAAUUCAUUUUCUCGGCGGCGAUGCGAUUCUCGAUGCUCAUUAUUUUCCCGACAAACUGAUAAAACUAGGGUCAAAAUAAAAGAUUUCAAUUUCUUAAGACCUUGCUAAGGCUCGUUGCUUCCCCUGAACAGGUAUUCGGGGCUCGUUGUAUCGAGGUUUUACUCUAUUUCUUACCUUCUAUCAACAAAACUUGAAAGACCCUACUACCUGCUGGAAUUGAGGGUUGAAAACUUUCCCUUAAAAAGCCGCUAACAUUUCGCAAUUUUCCAAUGUUUCAGCUGGUUUUCUCAUUGCACAAAGCUGCAUCCUCUUGAGCGUCCUUGUUGAGGAUUGGUUUCAACGGCUCCGCGCGAUAACAACCACCUUUUUACGGCUUCUCGUUGUCAUUGUCGGAUUGUACGCUGCACUAAUUGUCGUGUUCGCCCUCUCUCCGAGGGUUCCGCCGCCGGCGAGUUUGGUGGACAUCUCCCUGGACAAUUACGAUGAGUUUAUCACCUAUUCGAUGAGGGAAUUCGACAAUCGACAAAACUUACGGCUGACGCGCGACGAGCUAAUCGAACUGAACGAGAAGAUCAGCGACUUCUCUUUUUAUUUUUCGAAAAACAACAGGCUCCAUAACAGAACAAUGACGACUAGGCCGAAAGUUUUGCAUCAAGUCGAGGUUUGUUUUCAAAAAAAAAAAACGAAAAGAUCAGUAUUUUUUGUUAGUCUGUCGAUAAAAUAACGUGGAUUGCUCGCGCCUUGGCCCAUUAUCGCUUGGCGGCCCCGGCCGGAGAUUUGGUGUCGGAUUGCGACGAGGCGAGACAUUUUACUGCGACAAAUCCACAUUAUUUUCCCGACAGACUGGUAUUUUAAAUCGUCGCGUCACAAAUAAGUUUUAACGACGUCGCAACGUCGGCGCACCGUGCAAACGGUUUUUUUCGAAGUGUACGAAAAGGAAAAAAAAAUAUUAAUUUUCAGGGAACCGGAGAGCUGGAAAUUUUGAUAACUGGCAACAGCGUCGCUGGGGAUUUGUACUUUGGAGUGUGGGGCCGAUUGAAGCACAGGUUCAGAAGGCUCACUCUGUAUUUUGCCACCGGAAUCACUCCGUUCUUCAAGGACGAGGACGGCAAUCAUGCUGCGGAUUUUGUCGAUUUUAUCGCCAAUUUUGACCGACCAAUCGAUGUCGUGGUUUUUCGAUACACGUAUGUUCGAAAGCCUUCUGAUUAUUAUAUAUCAGUUCUAUAUCAGUCUGUCGGGAAAAUAAUGUGCACGUUUUUCUGCGACAAAACCACAUUAUUUUCCCGACACACUCAUAUAUUCGUUGUGCUGAUGCACAGGCCGAUAUGAAUUUUUGAAAUUUCAGACACAACCGAGUCCGAGGAAACCACAAAUACGUAGAAAAUAUGAUGAGGAUGGACGCCCAAAAUCUUUUCCAAAAAGUCAGCAAUUUGUCGCCAAAACAGAUCAUUAUAGCGACAGCGGAGUACGAAGCGAACUUCAGUCAUCAAAAGUUCGCCAAAUCGCUUCAGAGCAAAGCCGACAACAUGACGUUUGAUGAAUUCAAUUUUUCGCUUAAAGUAAUGAUGUCACCUGUGUUUUCUUUCAUCUCUGGACUAUAUCAGUCUGUCGGGAAAAUAAUGUUUUUUUUUCCCGACAGACUGAUAAAUUCAUUUUUGAGAAAGCGUUGUACCCACCUUCCUGUCAACGUCAAGUUUCGUUUUUCCAGGAGAUCGAGCAACGAAAUUUGGAGCUGGACAAAGCCACCAUGGGAAUAGAUUGCGAAAAAUGUCACUUUGUAGACCUUUAUCGACGGCUUUGCGAUCCAACUGAGGACAAGUGUAUGGCCGUUGACAAACACGGCUUUGCAAACUACAAAGACGGGCAUCACUCAACAAUGUUUGGGUCAUUUCACUUUGCCCACGAGCUUAUACUCUUCAUGAGCAGACUCGGCAUUUUAUAG